Molecule: messenger RNA, 2873 nt
Organism: Manihot esculenta (cassava)
Lineage: Eukaryota; Viridiplantae; Streptophyta; Magnoliopsida; Malpighiales; Euphorbiaceae
Product: HIPL1 protein
Exons: 7
Coding region: 542-2638 (698 amino acids)
Source: RefSeq, a predicted model, not a curated record
UUAUGGGUUUAAAAGGACUCAUGGGCCACUUGCCGAUUUGUUCACAAAACACAUUAAACCAACCGAGAUCUAACCAAAAGGGAAUAGGGGGAAAAGCAAGUGGAUUCUUUCUUAACUACCUCAUUUUUGUUUAACCAUUCAUGUAGAGUCAACUAUGUAAAGCUGCCCAAUUAAUGUCUCAAUCCUUGAUAAAAAACUUGAGACAGAGAGAAAAGAUUUUGGAAGAGAGAGAUUUAGAACAUCAUUGUGGCAAUUAAAUAAAGAUUGACGUCUAUACACUGAGCGAAAGAUAUUUAAAAGGGAUUUCCUUUCUGGAAGCUGACUUUAAGAGAGUAUAGAGAGAUGGAAGGUACUUAAAAAAAUAGAGCAGUUGGUAGAGAUAAGAAUGUUCAAACCACAUACAGGUUUUCUCCUCUAAAUAACAGUGGUUAUUUUCUGAUCCAUUUCAAGCAAAGAGUUUUGCUGUUUAAGAUGAUUCUGGCAUAGGCAAAAAGGAGGCCCUUGUAGUAGAGCAUCUUCGUUUCUCUGUCGGUUUGCUGUGAUGGGGGCGGUUCUUGCUAUUCUCUUUCUGUUAAUUAACAUAUUCUCACUUCCUGAUCAUUCUUUAUCUCAUCCAUUAUGCACUGAUUCGAGAGCACCUUUUACCUUGAACACCACGCUGAGUUUUUGUCCCUACAAUGGGAGCACCUGCUGCAAUUCUACCGCAGAUAUACAAUUGCAGAAGCAAUUUCAGACAAUGAAUAUCUCCGAUCCUGGCUGUGCUUCUCUUCUGAAAUCUAUCCUUUGUGCUAGAUGUGAUCCCUUUUCAUCUGAGCUGUUUACAAUCAAUUCUGUGCACCGGCCAGUUCCUGUUCUCUGUAAUUCCACUGUUUCAAUAAAUUCAUCUCAAUCUAGCCAACUAGCAAAUGAUUUCUGCUCUAAAGUAUGGAAUGCGUGUGAAAACGUAUCUAUACUGAAUUCACCUUUUGCCCCUUCGCUAGAAGGCCAAGCUGGAUUACCUGUCAAUUCUAGUGUCACCAAAUUGACUGAUCUCUGGCAAUCAAAAAGUGAUUUCUGCAAAGCAUUUGGUGGAGAAUCUACUGAUGGAUCAGUAUGUUUCAAUGGUGAACCUGUUACCAUCAAUAACACAGGAUCACCUAGUCCCCCAGCUGGUUUGUGCCUUGAGAAAAUUGGAAAUGGAUCCUACCUCAAUAUGGUUGCUCAUCCUGAUGGCUCCAACCGUGCAUUCUUCUCCAGCCAACCAGGUAAGAUUUGGUUGGCAACUAUUCCUGAAGAGGGAUCCGGAGGAACCUUGGAAAUUGAUGAGUCCAGUCCUUUUAUUGAUCUAACAGAUGAGGUUUAUUUUAGCAGUGCAUUUGGGAUGAUGGGUAUGGCAUUUCAUCCAAACUUUGCACAAAAUGGUCGGUUCUUUGCUUCAUUUAAUUGUGACAAGGUCAGGUGGCCGGGAUGUGUUGGAAGAUGUUCAUGUAAUUCAGAUGUGAACUGUGAUCCUUCAAAGCUGCCUUCUGAUAAUGGUGCACAGCCAUGCCAAUAUCACAGUGUUAUUGCAGAAUAUAGUGCAAACAGUUCAGCAGUUGAGGCUUCCUUGGCAACAACUGCCAAACCAUUGGAAGUUAGAAGGAUACUUACAAUGGGCCUUCCAUUCACAUCGCAUCAUGCAGGACAGAUUCUUUUUGGACCUACAGAUGGGUAUUUAUACUUCAUGAUGGGAGAUGGUGGUGGGCCAGGUAACGCAGGGGAUCCUUACAAUUUUUCUCAAAACAAGAAAUCAUUGCUUGGAAAGAUCAUGCGACUGGAUGUUGAUAAUAUACCAAGUGCUAAAGAAAUUAAUGACCUUGGUCUAUGGGGAAACUACUCUAUCCCUAAAGACAAUCCAUCUAGUGAAGACAGUGAAUUGUUGCCAGAAAUCUGGGCUUUAGGCUUACGAAAUCCUUGGCGCUGCAGUUUUGAUUCAGAAAGGCCAUCCUACUUUAUCUGUGCAGAUGUUGGGCAGGAUGUAUAUGAAGAGGUGGAUAUCAUAUCGAAGGGCGGAAACUAUGGCUGGCGUAUUUAUGAGGGCCCUUAUCCUUAUAAUCCUCCAUCAUCCCCUGGUGGAAAUACAUCCCCGAACUCCAUAAGUCCAAUUUUCCCAGUUAUGGGAUACAACCACUCUGAAGUAAACAAGAAUGAAGGGUCAGCAUCAAUCACUGGGGGUUAUUUCUAUCGCUCAAAGACUGAUCCAUGCAUGUAUGGGAGGUAUUUGUAUGCAGAUUUGUAUGCGAAUGCUGUGUGGGCGGGCACUGAAACCCCUGAAGAUAGUGGUAACUUUACCACCAGCAAAAUUCCCUUCAGUUGUGCAAAGGACUCUCCCAUCCAGUGCAUAACAGUACCAGGAAGUAACUUUCCAUCCUUGGGUUACAUUUUCUCGUUUGGGGAGGACAACCGCAAGGAUAUUUUUGUCCUAGCCAGCAGUGGUGUUUAUAGAGUUGUUCGUCCAAGUCGCUGCAGUUACACCUGUUCAAAGGAAAAUGUCACAAACGUUGCAAGCCCAAGUCCUAGCACAUCACCCCCUUCGAAUGCAGGGCAGUCUCAUUGCCAAUAUAGCAGGGUUUUGGUCUUAUUCUCCUCUUUGUUGCUGCUUUUAUUGGGUGUUAUGUAGCAUAUAACAGCAGAUUUAUGCAUUAUAAAGGCCUCUGUAUUCCUUUCAAUAGAAGUGUCAUCAACCCCAGACUAAUAGAAUUGGCUCUUUCAGUUGUCCCUUUGUGAGUUGGGACCCGUAGCAUUCAAUUGAGAGCCGUGCACAUCUGCAAUUACGCAUAUUGAUCUUCCAUUUUCAUCUGAGAAAUACUUGGUAUCGUGCAGUGGAUCCUAAAUAUUUUCAUAUGAUUUUAUCU